AUGUUAUUUUGUCCAACAUGCGCAAAUAUUCUUAUGGUCGAAGAGGGCCCAGAAUCAAUUUUAAGAUAUGCUUGUAACACCUGCCCUUAUAUUUACAAUAUAAAGAAAAAAAUUUCAUCUAAAACCUUUCCUAAACUAAAGGAACUUGACUAUAUUAUGGGAGGGGCUGCUGCAUGGGAGAAUGUAGAUUCAACUGAUGCAGUUUGUCCGAAGUGUGGUCAUAGUAAAGCAUUUUUCAUGCAACUUCAAACUAGGUCUGCAGAUGAACCAAUGACUACCUUUUAUAGAUGUUGUGAUCAUAAAUGUGCCCACAACUGGAGAGACUAA
Messenger RNA from Pieris macdunnoughi, 327 nucleotides. NCBI's taxonomy places the organism in Eukaryota, Metazoa, Arthropoda, Insecta, Lepidoptera, Pieridae. The record is from the annotation of a GenBank genome assembly.